This is a messenger RNA of Schistocerca piceifrons (Central American locust), 2140 nucleotides long. Its product is annotated as poly [ADP-ribose] polymerase tankyrase-1-like. Gene Ontology annotation, biological process: RNA processing. The record is from RefSeq and is a predicted model, not a curated record. NCBI's taxonomy places the organism in Eukaryota, Metazoa, Arthropoda, Insecta, Orthoptera, Acrididae. Gene Ontology annotation, molecular function: protein binding; RNA nuclease activity; RNA binding. The coding region runs from base 127 to 2040 and encodes 637 amino acids. The transcript is spliced from 9 exons.
GAGCAGGCUGCUACGGCGCGGACCGGAGUAACACGUGUCUGGUUGUGCAACAGUGUGUAAAUCUGAUGUAAAUAUUUCGUGGGAAAAGUUCUGCACACUUGGGUCCGACAUCUUAGUCCUUGCGUGAUGUUCUGCGGAAGCAUUAGUUGGUUCAUCUGCAUUUUGGUGGCCGUAGUCAUAGCUGCAAAUUGCAAUGACUCAGAUUCCAUUAUAGGACCCGAUCUGGAAGUCAAUGUUUUACGCUUAAGAUCUGAAAACCCAGGACAGUCCACAGUGGAACCAGAAACGGAGGCUAAGGAGACCCCAACUGUGGGUCUGAGCGCCCUGCUGGACGCCGGGGAGGGCGCCGUGGUGACCCUGGUGGCCGGCGACACGCGUCUCGCAGCGCACAGGGCCGUCCUGGCUUCCAGGAGCCCUGUGUUCGAAGCCAUGUUCCGCCACGACCCGCUGGAGGCCAGCAGUGGUCAGGUCGCAGUCCAGGACGUGGAGGGCCCAGUGCUGCGCCAGCUGCUGGCCUACCUGUAUACACUCCAGGCCCCCCGGCUGCCCGGCAUGUCUGCACAGCUGCUGGCCGCCGCUGAUAAGUACGGCGUGUCGGCCCUGAAGGCGGAGUGCGAGCUGCAGCUGGCCGCACAGCUCUCCGUCGAGACAGCGGCGGCCACGGCUGCUCUCGCGGUCAAGCACUCUUCUGACAGCCUCAAGCAGGCGGCCAUUAAAUUCAUAAGGGCUCACUUGGUGCAGGUGAUUUUCACACGGGGCUGGGCUGACGCAGUGCGCUCCCAGCCUCAAGACAUGGCUGAUGUGUAUCGCCUGCUCUUGGAGACGCCAAUGGAAACCAGCGCGUCAGCUGUUGGAGACUGUGACAGCGGGGCCACUCCCACCCCCGCCACUCAGCCACACAGCGACCACGGCGGGACCCCUGCCACAGCCGCACCACCCACCACUCAACGCCCAGCCGCUCCACCUGAUGGCAAUGCCCUCUCUCUUCUGCGAUAUGCUGACGCUCACCAAGAAGCCAACACUGGCACCCCACUGCAGACGCCAAGUAACACCACUGCACAACGUCAAAGACUGCCAGCAACUGCAGACGGCAGGACCACCCCCGCUACUGAGCUGCACAGCAACCGUGGCUGGACUUCGGUCACAGCUGCACCACCCACGACUCUGCACUCCACACUCUGGCCUGAUGGCAGCACCGCCUCUACUCUGCACACACCAGCCACUACAGACAGCUCAGUCGCCCCCACCACUAAGCUGCAGAGCAACCAUGGUGACCUCAGCUGGACUUCCGCCUCAGCUACCACGCCCACAGCUGCCAGCCCGACUCCCUCAACCGAUAGCGCCGCCAUCACUCUGCUGAGGAGUAUUUCUGGAGAGGAGAAGGGCCGGAGGCUGAUACACGCAGCUAAGGAAGGGGCAGUGGAGGAGCUGCAGGCCCUGCUUAAGGCUGGAGCAGACGUGGAGGCGAUGGAUGGGAACAUGGAGACCGCCUUGCACUGGGCAGCGAAGCAGGGCCACGUGGAGGUAGCGAGGCAUCUGUUGGAGGCUGGGGCAGAAGUGGAAGCCAGGAACGAUAGGAAGAGCACGCCGCUGCAAAUGGCUGCAGAGAGAGGCCACGCAGCUAUGGUGCAGUUACUCAUAGCGUCUAAUGCCGACGUCAAUGCCAAGAAUCAGUAUGAGAGUACAGCAAUGCACUAUGCGGCAGAGCACGGCCAUGCAGAAAUUGUGAAUAUGUUGCUGGAGGCAAGGGCAGAAGUGGAUGCCAGGAAUGAGAAGCAGAGCACAGCUCUGCACAUUUCUGCAUGGAAAGGCCACACAGCUGUUGUGCGGCUGCUGUUGGCGUCUAAAGCCAACCCCAAUGCCGUGAAUAAAUUUGGGAUGACGCCGCUGCACUAUGCGGCCCAGCAGGGCCACAGUGAGGUGGCGACACUGCUGCUCGAGGCAGGGGCUAACAGGGAGGCCAGAGAUAAUGAUGGGAACACAUCACUAGACCUCGCAAGGCUGAAAAAACUCCAGAAGUUGAUAGAUAUGCUAAGAUGAAGCUAGAAGUCCGUCAGAUAUAUCUAGACCAAAACCAGAUGAGUUUCAUCAAGUGAAUUUUGGUUCUUUUUAAAACAAAGAAUACAAAAACAUAAUCUGA